Pteronotus mesoamericanus is the source of this 3314-nucleotide messenger RNA. RefSeq names its product myosin light chain kinase 2 (gene MYLK2). Gene Ontology annotation, molecular function: myosin light chain binding; myosin light chain kinase activity; ATP binding. Gene Ontology annotation, cellular component: cytoplasm. Gene Ontology annotation, biological process: protein phosphorylation; cardiac muscle tissue morphogenesis; striated muscle contraction. The transcript is spliced from 13 exons. Bases 214 to 2016 code for a protein of 600 amino acids. NCBI's taxonomy places the organism in Eukaryota, Metazoa, Chordata, Mammalia, Chiroptera, Mormoopidae. The record is from RefSeq and is a predicted model, not a curated record.
GCCUCCUGACUGCUCCCAGGAAGCCGCUGCACCACAGACAGCCACCAGGUUGCCCCUCUCUGCUUCAGGUACCUCUCUCCUCUCAGUCUGCUGGCCCUGGGUUCCUCUCGACCUGACAAGAGGAGGAAUCUGACAGCCUGCUAUACUUCAUGCUUCUUUCUGCAGCUAGCAAGACUUGAGUUAGACAAGCAGAAGCAUACGCUUCCCUACCUCAUGGCGACAGAAAACGGAGCAGCCGAGCUGGGAAUCCAGAGCUCACCAACAGACAAGGCACCUGAAGGUGCAGCAGGCGAAGGACCCCUGGCUCCAGAGAAAGACCCUGGCCCCCCAGACCCAAAGAAAGAAUCUGCUCCCCCCACCCUGAAGGAAGGUGCCAAAAUUCCUGCCUCAGAGAAAGGGGAUGAGGCCCUGGCCAAACCCUCAACUGGCAGCGAGGGCCCCGAGGGAGAAGGUGACUUGGGCGAGGGUCCUGCGGAAGGCAGUGUGGGGCAGCCGGCAGCCCUGCCCCAGCAGACCCAGACUCUCGAAGCUGAGGCCAGCGCCAAGAAGCCCAAAGAGGAUGACAAUCAGGGCACCUCAGGCAGCCAGGAUCCCGGAGAGCCCAAGGCAGGAAAGAAAGCGGCAGAGAGCCAAGCAGAGGCCAGGAGUGGCUUACCCCCAUUUCUACACAGCCCCAGCUGCCCUGCUGUCAUCUCCAGCCCUGAGGACUUGCUGGCCAAGAAGCCCCCAAAUGAGGCAUUGGAGCUCGUCUUUGAAGGGGUGCCCGUAACCCCUGGCCCCACAGAUCCUGAAGCAGCCAAGGAAGCAGAAGAGAAAAACAUCCUGGAAGGCAGCCAGGAGGAAGCAGGAGAGAAGGCCUCAGGCCAGGCUGGCCAGGCUAACGUGCAAGGGGACACCUCGAGGGGGAUCGAGUUCCAGGCUGUGCCCCCGGAGAGAUCGGAGGUGGGGCAGGCCCUCUGUCCCACAGCCAGGGAGGAGGACUGCUUCCAGAUUUUGGACGACUGCCCACCACCCCCGGCCCCCUUCCCCCACCGCAUUGUGGAGCUGAGGACCGGGAAUGUCAACAGCCAAUUCAUCAUGAACUCCAAGGAGGCGCUGGGCGGCGGCAAGUUUGGAGCAGUCUGUACCUGCACAGAGAAAGCCACAGGCCUCAAGUUGGCAGCCAAGGUCAUCAAGAAACAGACACCCAAAGACAAGGAAAUGGUGAAGCUUGAGAUCGAGGUUAUGAACCAGCUGAACCACCGCAAUCUGAUCCAGCUCUACGCGGCUAUUGAGACGCCACAGGACAUCAUCCUGUUCUUGGAGUACAUCGAGGGCGGCGAGCUCUUCGAGAGGAUUGUGGAUGAGGACUAUCAGCUGACCGAGGUGGACACCAUGGUGUUUGUCAGGCAGAUCUGCGAUGGGAUCCUCUUCAUGCAUAAGAUGCGGGUUCUGCACCUGGACCUCAAGCCAGAGAACAUCCUGUGUGUCAAUACCACGGGCCAUUUGGUGAAGAUCAUUGACUUCGGACUGGCACGGAGGUAUAACCCCAACGAGAAGCUGAAGGUGAAUUUCGGGACCCCAGAGUUCCUGUCACCUGAAGUGGUGAAUUACGACCAAAUCUCCGACAAGACAGACAUGUGGAGUCUGGGGGUUAUCACCUACAUGCUGCUGAGCGGCCUCUCCCCCUUCCUGGGAGACGAUGACACAGAGACCCUAAACAAUGUCCUGUCUGGCAACUGGUACUUUGACGAGGAGACCUUUGAGGCUGUGUCAGAUGAGGCCAAAGACUUUGUCUCCAACCUCAUCGUCAAGGAGCAGGGAGCCCGCAUGAGCGCUGCCCAGUGCCUCGCCCACCCCUGGCUCAACAACCUGGCAGAGAAAGCCAAGCGCUGUAAUCGACGCCUCAAGUCCCAGAUCUUGCUUAAGAAAUACCUCAUGAAGAGACGCUGGAAGAAAAACUUCAUUGCCGUCAGCGCUGCCAAUCGCUUCAAGAAGAUCAGCAGCUCGGGAGCACUGAUGGCUCUGGGGGUCUGAGCCCCAGGAGUGGCUGAGGCCUGGAUGCAGCUGCACAGUGGCCAGGGCUGAGGCCACACAGCCCAGAAGGCCAGCGCAGACGGGCCAGACCCCAGGGUGGGCUGGCCAGGACAAGGCUGCGCCAGGCUGGGAGGCUCGGGGCUCCCCACGCCCCCACACAGUGACUGCUUCCCCGAUGAGAGCUGCCUCGGAUGUGGUCUGAGUCCAUCCUGCUAACGCCUUCCCAGACGGGGCUCCGGCCCUUCAGCCGCAGCCCAGGCGCCACAGGCUUGUUGAUCCCUCCCCGGCUCCCUCCUUUUGGAACUGCUGCCCUGCCCUGCUUGGCCCCACCAGGGCACCCCUGGCCUGGGCUUGCUCCUAGCUGAAGUAGGAGGGCUGGGGGUCCUGGCGUGUGGGGCUCCUACGGCUGUGGAUGGGAGGCUCCAGGCGGGGCAGGAAGGCAACGAGGUCGAUUCCUGAGGCCCAGCUGCAGCGGAGACAGAGCAGGCUUUGUGAGAAAGGAUCUUUAUGCCCUGCCCACCUCCCCACACCCAACAGAUAAGGCCCAGCACACGCCAUCUGGCCAGGUCCAGCUCCCGCCCACCUUCCUGGCCGACCACCAACACACAGGAACUCUGUGUGAGAGAGAGGACGCCCAGCCCAGGCCUGGUGGAGGGGGCAGGGAGGGGCCUGGGGCACACGGGAGACCACCCCCGAGCUUGCUAGAGGGCCAAGCCGGCUCCGCCUAGCCACUCUGGACUCCUACCCCAGGGGUCAUCCUUGGGCCUCAGAUGGUAGGGUCAGCGGGCCCAGGAGUAGCGAGAAGGCCAUGGGGCAGCCCCCAACCUGCUCUCAGCUUGUGCCUUGUAAAUAAAUGUACAGGUUGGAUGUGGCCUCCUUCCCUCUGUGUUCACUUAGGUGAAGUCACAGACAACUCCUAUUCAUUGAGAACUACUGUUCGCCAGGCACAUUAGUGACAUCCAUCGGUUCGCAGUGUAGUGGUCACCAGCACAGCCUCAGUAGCCAGACUGCCCAGUGCAUGAUCUGGGCAAGUGGCUUCCUUACUUUGUGCCUCAGUUCCCUCAUCUGUGAGAGAGAGGUCACAGCACCAGCUAACAUUUAUUGGGUGACUAUUGCGUGUCAGGCUCUUUUUAAGCACUUGCAUGUGUAUUAACUCACUUACUCUUCACUGAGGGGGAAACUGAGGCUCAUAGAGGGGAAGAAACUUAAAGACUACUUGACAAGUCAGAAUCUAGGGCUUGAAAUGGAUUCUCCCAUCUCCCCAAGCAGGGUUCUGCUCACGAGCCACUCUGCUUCUC